Molecule: messenger RNA, 3094 nt
Organism: Nothoprocta perdicaria
Lineage: Eukaryota; Metazoa; Chordata; Aves; Tinamiformes; Tinamidae
Gene: FATE1
Product: fetal and adult testis expressed 1
Exons: 6
Coding region: 74-736 (220 amino acids)
Biological process (GO): positive regulation of mitochondrial fission
Cellular component (GO): peroxisome; mitochondrial outer membrane
Source: RefSeq, a predicted model, not a curated record
UGGGCUCCCCUUUAUGUGCAGCUGGAAGCAGGCUGAUGCUGGGCUACCCAAGUGAUCCGUGGAAAACAAAACCAUGUGGCCGUUCUGGGGCCUGGACCUGAACCGAGCCCGCUGCGACCUGCUCUUUACGGAGGCCAUCAAUCAAAGCAUGCGGGUGCCCAACAGGCUGAAGGUGGCAGAAAGCUUCAGCCCCGUCGAGGAGGAGCCAACGAGCGAGGAUGUCCCUCCUUCCUUUCGGAUGCACAUCCCAGAUAGGAUCUCGCUUGCAGACAUGACGGAUGCUGCUCUGAGGCCCAUCCUGCUAGACCAGCAAAGGAAGGUCCCCUCUGUUGUGGUGCACGAGUCCCCGGACUCCUCUGCGUACCCCGCGGCGCCCGGGGAGUUCCCUUUUCUGCACGUAGGCACCAGAUCAAGCUCCCAGAAGCGCAAACGAUCGGGCCAGCACAGCAGCAGGUCGCGGCGGGAGAGGACCCCGAGUGAGUGUGCCCAGCUGGCUGUGCCCAGCGCGGGCCAGCGCCACGAGCGCUCCCCGGAGCCAGGCGCAGCCUCCGAUUGCUCCCUGGAGGAGGUUAGCACGGCUGAGAUGGCAGCAAUGAGAAAACAGUUGCUGAGGAUCUCGGGGAGGCUCCGGGUGCUGGAGGAGCAGUGCAGCAGCUGGCGCCAGAAGGAGACUCUGGUCUAUUCGGUGCUCAUCUCUGCCUGCCUCAUCAACACGUGGCUCUGGCUGAGGAGAUGAAGACUUGCUGCACCCUGGCUCUCCCUCCCCAACCUGGCAGGGUGGGUGAGAGCAGGGACAGAAUCCUUCCUCAGAUACUUGUGAACAGUAAAACUGUGUGUUUUUUCUCCUUAACUUGAUCAGUUUGGGGCACUGUAGGUCCUUGAGGAUUUGUGUUCCUUAGGCCUUGAUUACAAUGUGAAUGGAAUCCUUCUCUCACACUCCAGCAUCAGAGGCAGAGGAGAUGAAAAGGACGAAUCUGGACCUUGUGCCAGCACACUUGGAGACACGGAUUAGGGAAAGGUGGGGAAUGAAUACAGCCCAACAGGGAUAGUGCCAGGGCUGAGCUAUGACUGUAAACGCUCUGUGAAUCCUARCAGUCAUGUUGCCUGUUUGAUGGAGUCAAUCCUUGUCUUUGGAGGUGCUGRGAAGGUCUCAUGAGAAUAGGUGGUGAUGCAGUAAGUGUCUCUAGUGCAUGGAGCAUGAGACACGCUCUGCCCCUUAGGCUGUCUGCCAGAGAAGAUGCAAAACUAAGGUGCUGAGUGGACAUCAGAUCCUGCUAUGGUUUUGGACAUUAGUGGACCUGGCCACCUUCCCAGGAUCUCCUCAUCCCAUCUUGGACAACUCAGUCCUGACUCCAAAAAUUCCUCACCCAAUUAUAGCAGCCUUUUCCUCAUCUUUAUCUCUCGAAGUCUGUACAAAGUAGUUGUGCAUUUUUAUACUGCUAAUACAUGAUGUUUUCUUCACUGAGCAACUAUUCUUAAGUGGAUAUAGUACUGCUAAUUCUCCUGUGCCAAGAUAGGCCCUGCUUUAGGAUGGCUGAAUUGGGUGGAGGUGGGAGCUCCCAUCCCUCCAGCUGCUGUUUUGCCACCGUCUUCUUGGCUCCCAUCCUGUUGGAUGCAGUUCAGCAAAGGGUUUUCCAGCGCUGAGGUCCAAAGUGACUCUAAGAGUGAGGUCUGGGCUUAUCCAGGAGUUUGGCCAUUUCUCAGUAAGAUUUAAACAAAAAYCUUCCCCAUGGUGACUCUUUGGAUAACAAGACCUCAUAACAACAUUAAUAGCACUAGACAGGCUCUGGAAAAUUGCCYGCUUGGGCAGCAAUAUAAAUUUAUUUGGUUGCCAAUGCUGGAGGCCGAGACUGCUCCCAGAGUGGCUGCCAAACUGUGACUUCAGCAAGGGCACAAUGACCCAGGAGGGGGGAAUUCUUGACCCAGGUGUUCUUUAGCUAGUGACCAGCCCAAUUCAGAGGCUUGGCUCUUUCUUUGCUCCCUUGGAAUUAACCCCCUUGGAUCUGUGCUGCCUGGGUCCCUCGUGCCUGGCGGGACCAGCUCAGCAGCAGUCACGUUUCCUCCACAACCUCCCMACCAGCGUGGGGUCAGGUGGGUGAGAACUGAGAUUGCUGAUACCACCCCAAAGCCACAAGCUCUUGAGAGACCUGCAUGACGACCAGGCCCAUACUCACCCUUGGGAUGUAACGGGACAAGGUAGGACUGGAGGACAGGAACUGACACGUGGAAACUGGUGUGCCUGGGGACCAAGGCGUGCUUUGUGCCCACACUGGGAGGUGAUGCUUGAGAUUCCAAGGCUGCAAUGAGAUGACUAUGAAAGGCUUUUGGUGGUUUAUCCAGAACGCCUGCUGGAGUUGUGCCUGCAGGCUUGGGGUCAGCUCUUGGCAAUGCUUUAACAGGACCGUUUUGUUCCACCUAUGAAUAAUUAUACCGGAGCAGCAGGACAUCCGGGUAUGCCAAUUGUUUGUUUACAGACAUGGAUGCUUAAGUGUUUUGUGCCUGCAGCUGCACCUGCUAUUUGGGCCUGUAAAUCUGGCAGCCAGACAUUUGCCAAUAAAUAACUGUCCCGCAAGUAAUUGCAGGUCUGAGCCUGUGGCCAGCACCGGAGCUGAGGAGAGAGGUAAGAUUUAUUGUGGAGAAGAGCCCGGAUCUGGUGGUUGGGCUGGCUCAGGGUGUACAUGGGGGUGUGUGAGCGCUGCUCCCGAGGUGGUUCCCGUGGCUAAGGGCUGUGGUCAGGGCUUCCAGGGGCCCUCUUGCAAAUUCAUAUACAAGUUCUGGCUGCUUCUCUUCUGGAGUGUGAUUUGCUGGGCUCAURCUCCAACUCACCAGGUUUUCUGGAGGGGCAGGACAGGGCAAUAGUCCAUUUUGCCACCUCUUGUUCUCUCUUCAUACAUGUGAUUUGAAGAGGGAGUUGCCACAGCCUCUGAGAGAGUCUUGCCAGGCAGCCUCGUUGUUUGGAAAGUACUUAUUUGGCGCUUCCUCUUUUCUGAGGACUGAAAAUAUGCUCUUGAAGAAAUAUUUUUUUUUUCCCUGAAGCUGUAGUCUAGGGUGAGAAGGACACAACACCUUCAAAAUGUGCACUGAAGACAUCUGG